Molecule: messenger RNA, 1593 nt
Organism: Iphiclides podalirius (scarce swallowtail)
Lineage: Eukaryota; Metazoa; Arthropoda; Insecta; Lepidoptera; Papilionidae
Source: the annotation of a GenBank genome assembly
AUGGAGGCUGCCGACCCAACUCGCGCUUUGGGGCGAGCGCAUCUCGCACAUCUGCCGCAGCGGCCGCCAGUCAAUUUGAGCUUCCAAGACCUCACUUACACCGUUACUAAUGGAAAGGUUUCAAAGUUGAUACUUCGCGGUAUCAACGGAGAGUUCAAAUCUGGACAGUUGACCGCCAUCUUGGGACCUUCAGGCGCCGGGAAGAGUACUUUAUUAAACGUGCUCGCUGGUUACAGGGUCAACGAAGCCAGCGGUGUGAUCUCAACAAAUGGCGAGCCGAGAGACCUGAGGCAGUUCAGGAAACUGUCGCGCUACAUCAUGCAGGAGGACCUACUGCAGCCUCUGAUCACCGUCCGAGAGGCGAUGAUAAUGGCCGCCGACCUGAAACUGGGGAACAAAAUGUCCAAGCGAAGGAAGACUGUCAUCGAGAGGCAAAAAUGGGUCGAAGAAAUAGUUCAAUUGCUUCGACUGGACAAGGCGUGGGACACAUCCAGCGAGAGGCUGUCCGGGGGCGAGAGGAAGAGGCUCUCUAUAGCCCUGGAACUCCUCAACAACCCGCCAGUGAUAUUCCUGGAUGAGCCAACCACGGGUCUGGACGACGUGGCUUCCUCCACGUGCGUGUCUCUGCUGAAGCGGGUGGCUCGCGGUGGUCGAACGGUGGUCUGUUCGCUGCACACGCCGUCGCGCGGCUCUUCUCCGUUUUCGACCACGUGUACGUGGUGGCGGACGGCCGAUGCGCCUACCAGGGAUUACUUAUGGCUUCGUGUCGGGCUGCACUUCUUCUUGGGCAUUACAAUUGCGCUGCUGUUUUACCAGAUCGGCUAUGACGCUUCAAAGACUAUAUUCAACUUCGGUUUCUGCUACGCGUGCAUCAUCGCAAUGCUUUACGUUCCUAUGAUGCCCAUAUUGUUGGCUUUCCCAAAAGAGGUGCAGCUGAUAAAACGGGAGUACUUUAACCGUUGGUACGGCCUGAAGCCCUACUACGCGGCGCUGGUGGUGUCCCGCACACCGGCAACUAUAUUCUUCUCCCUGAUCUACUUGGCCAUCGUGUACCCACUGACGUCGCAGCCAAUGGAGCUUCCGAGAAUCGUUAUGUUCAUGUCCGUCUGCAUUAUGGUUGCCCUGAUAUCGGAGAGCAUGGGAACUGUGAUAUCGUCUAGUCUAAGCGUUGUCAAUUCAGUCUUCAUGGGUCCGGUGCUCAGCGUGCCGUUAAUGCUGUUGGCGGUUUACGGGAUCGGCAGUGGUGACCACUCGCCGCCGAUCCUCUGGAAGCUUGCCAGGGCCUGCUCCUUCAUGCGCUACGGCCUCGAGGGCCUAAUAGUCGCGAUCUACGGCCCGCCCCGGGACGACCUCGUCUGUCCAGAUCACGUCGUCUACUGCGAAUAUAAGAACCCGAACUACUUCGUCAAACUGAUGGGCAUGUCCGGCAUCUCUUUCUGGAUGGAUAUCGGUAUGCUGUUCCUCAUGCUGGUCGCUAUGCACGCAGCGGGCUAUUACCUUUUGCGACAGCGGCUGUCGCCCAAUUACGCCUUCCGGGCGAUCAAGGUCAUCGGGAGAUUUGUAAAGAGCAAAAUCAGCGUGUCUCCAUCGUCA